This is a messenger RNA of Neltuma alba, 2260 nucleotides long. RefSeq names its product DNA repair protein RAD16-like. The annotation marks the transcript as partial. Lineage: Eukaryota; Viridiplantae; Streptophyta; Magnoliopsida; Fabales; Fabaceae. Gene Ontology annotation, molecular function: ATP-dependent activity, acting on DNA; ATP binding. Gene Ontology annotation, biological process: nucleotide-excision repair. The transcript is spliced from 10 exons. Gene Ontology annotation, cellular component: nucleus. The record is from RefSeq and is a predicted model, not a curated record.
CUUCUCGGUUGCUAUAUUUAUGUCUUUUUGGUCGAAUGCUUGAUCUAUAGAGAUCAAAGCGCUGACAUAACGCACUCACGCGAUCCUUUGUAAGUCUCCAGUGGUGUAGAAUACUCCACGUGGUAUCUCGGUUGUGGUCGCCACCGCAGAGAAUCACAACCUGAUAUUGGACUGCGUUUUAGGCGCCUUCGUCCGCUGAGCAUAAAGUAAGGGCCUCUUCCCGCCGUUUCGUACCAGGAGUCACCAUCACUCACACUGCCAUUCCUGUUUCCGGAACCGCUAUUCUAAUCUAACCUCUUCAUUGUCACAAACCCUAGUAAAUUUCCGUUAGCUGCAUCGAUGGAGCUACGUUCUCGGAGGCGACUUCCUACUCCUGAUAUCGAUGAUGAAGCAGCUUUGAACUCCUUUCCUGACUUAAAUGAAGAACCUACUUCAAGCUUUUGCUCUUCUGAUGGGUUAGGCGACAGCUCUGACUCAUCUCGGCCUGGAAAGAGAAGAGGAAAGAAAAGGAGAAAACUCAGCUCUAAAAUUGGAGAGUCCAGUCAGGACAUAGGAGUGUUGGAGCAUGGGGACGAUGAUGGCUCCUCAGGAGUUCAGCAGCAAUCAACUGAACAUGAUUUGGCUAGCCUGAGAAAGAAGAAAAAACCAAAAGACCAAGAAAAAAAACAAAACAAGUGUUGUUGUGGAAUGUUUGGGAAGAGCAGCAUGAGAGAUGGAUUGAUGAGAAUUUUUCAGAAGAUGUUGAGUUGGGUCAUCAGAAUGAACUAAUGAAUGAAACUGCUGAGGCUUCCUCUGACCUUACCAUGCCGUUACUAAGAUACCAAAAGGAAUGGCUAGCAUGGGCUUUGAAACAGGAGAAUUCCGAAAUUAAGGGGGGUAUUCUUGCAGAUGAAAUGGGGAUGGGAAAGACUAUUCAAGCAAUUGCUCUUGUCCUUGCCCAACGUGAAAUCCGGCAAAUGGUUUGUGAACCAGAUGAAACAUCCUCUUUGCCAGGUUCAUCUACAGCAUUGCCUUGGAUCAAAGGAACGCUUGUAAUUUGUCCUGUGGUUGCUGUCACUCAGUGGGUUAGUGAGAUUGAUAGGUUUACUCUAAAAGGAAGCACCAAGGUGCUAAUUUAUCAUGGGGCCAAGAGAGGGAAGUGUAGGGAAGAGUUCUCAGGGUAUGAUUUUGUAAUAACUACAUACUCUACUGUUGAAUCAGAGUAUAGGAAGCAUAUGAUGCCUCCUAAAGAGAAGUGUCAAUAUUGUGGCAAAUCUUUUAGCCAGACGAAGUUAUCUGUUCACCAGAGAUAUUAUUGCGGGCCUGAUGCUGAAAGAACAGAAAAGCAAUCGAAGCAAUUCAAGAAAGAGAAAAAAGAAGUCAAUAUAAAGAAGAAAAUUCAGAGGAACAUGGGAUCAGGGAAUUCAGAUACCAGAUGCAAGGGGUCGUCACUUUUACAUUCUGUAAAGUGGCAGCGGAUCAUUUUGGAUGAGGCGCACUAUAUAAAAUCUAGACAAUGUAACACUGCAAAAGCAAUUCUUGCUCUAGAGUCUUCCUAUAGAUGGGCGUUAAGUGGAACUCCCCUUCAGAAUCGUGUAGGAGAGCUGUAUUCUCUGAUACGUUUCCUGCAAAUAGUUCCUUAUUCCUAUUACCUGUGCAAGGACUGUGAUUGCAGGAUUCUUGAUCAUAGUUCUAAGGAAUGUUCAAACUGCCAGCACAGUUCUGUCAGACAUUUCUGUUGGUGGAAUAAAUUUGUAGCCACGCCAAUUCAAUUAUAUGGAACCGAUGAUCCCGGUAGGAGAGCAAUGAUAUUGCUUAAACACAAGGUUUUAAAAAAUGUAAUAUUAAGGCGCACUAAAUUAGGCCGAGCUGUUGAUCUCGCACUUCCACCUAGAAUCGUUUCACUGAGAAAGGAUAGCCUGGAUAUAAAAGAGCAAGACUAUUAUGAAUCAUUAUAUAAUGAGAGCCAGGCGCAGUUUAAUACAUAUGUGGAAUCGAAUACUUUGACAAAUAACUAUGCUCAUAUAUUUGACCUCCUCACCAGACUCCGGCAGGCUGUUGACCAUCCGUACCUUGUGGUAUAUUCUCAAGCUGCAUCAUUAAAAGCUGGGGCUGACGUUAGCGUUGACGAUGUUGAACAAAUAUGUGGCAUUUGUCAUGAGCCUGCAGAAGAUCCUGUCGUUACCUCAUGUGAACACAUCUUUUGUAAGGGAUGCUUGAUAGACUUCUCUGCUCUCUCUUGGGGCGAGUGUCAUGCCCUUCAUGCUCCAAAUUACUUACU